AUGUCCCCAAGCAGUUGGCUGUGCCUGGAGCAAAAGGUGGCUAGGAAUGAGGUGACCGGGAGUGAGGUGGCCGAGAGUGAGGAGGCCAGGAGUGAGGUGGCCGAGAGUGAGGAGGCCAGGAGUGAGGUGGCCGAGAGUGAGGUGGCCGUGAGUGAGGUGGCCGAGAUUGAGGUGGCCAAGAGUGAGGUGACCGAGAGUGAGGUGGCCGAGAGUGAGGUGGCCGAGAGUGAGGAGGCCGGGAGUGAGGUGGCCGGGAGUGAGAUGACCAGGAGUGAGGUGGCCGGGAGUGAGAUGACCAGGAGUGAGGUGGCCGGGAGUGAGGUGGCCGUGAGUGAGGUGGCCGUGAGUGAGGUGGUCAAGAGUGAGGUGGCCAGGAGUGAGGUGGCCGAGAGUGAGGAGUCCGGGAGUGAGGUGGCCGGGAGUGAGGUUGCCGAGAGUGAGGUGGCCGAGAAUGAGAUGGCCAGGAGUGAGGUGGCUGUGAGUGAGGUGGCCGUGAGUGAGGUGGCCGUGAGUGAGGUGGCUGAGUGUGAGGUGGUCGUGAGUGAGGUGGCCGUGAGUGAGGUGGCCGAGAGUGAGGUGGCCGGUAGUGAGGUGGCCGUGAGUGAGGUGGCCGGGAGUGAGGUCGCCGGUAGUGAGGUGGCCGGUAGUGAGGUGGCCGGGAGUGAGGUGGCCGAGAGUGAGGUUGCCGAGAGUGAGGAGUCCGGGAGUGAGGUGGCCGGGAGUGAGGUGGCCGAGAUUGAGGUCGCCGGUAGUGAGGUGGCCGUGAGUGAGGUGGCCGUGAGUGAGGUGGCCGAGAGUGAGGUGGCCGAGAGUGAGGAGUCCGGGAGUGAGGUGGCCGGGAGUGAGGUUGCCGAGAGUGAGGAGUCCGGGAGUGAGGUGGCCGUGAGUGAGGAGUCCGGGAGUGAGGUGGCCGUGAGUGAGGUGGCUGAGUGUGAGGUGGUCGUGAGUGAGGUGGCCGUGAGUGAGGUGGCCGUGAGUGAGGUGGCCAAGAGUGAGGUGGCCGAGAGUGAGGUGGUCGGUAGUGAGGUGGCCGAGAGUGAGGUGGCCGGGAGUGAGGUGGCCGAGAGUGAGGUUGCCGAGAGUGAGGAGUCCGGGAGUGAGGUGGCCGGGAGUGAGGUGGCCAAGAUUGAGGUCGCCGGUAGUGAGGUGGCCGAGAGUGAGGUGGCCGGGAGUGAGGUGGCCGGGAGUGAGGAGGCCGGGAGUGAGGUGGCCGGGAGUGAGGUGGCCGGGAGUGAGAUGACCAGGAGUGAGGUGGCCGGGAGUGAGGUGACCGGGAGUGAGGUGGCCGAGAGUGAGGAGGCCAGGAGUGAGGUGGCCGAGAGUGAGGUGGCCGUGAGUGAGGUGGCUGUGAGUGACGAGGCCAGGAGUGAGGUGGCCGAGAGUGAGGUGGCCGUGAGUGAGGUGGCCGGGAGUGAGGUGGCCGGGAGUGAGGUCGCCGGUAGUGAGGUGGCCGGUAGUGAGGUGGCCGGGAGUGAGGUGGCCGAGAGUGAGGUUGCCGAGAGUGAGGAGUCCGGGAGUGAGGAGGCCAGGAGUGAGGUGGCCGAGAGUGAGGUGGCCGUGAGUGAGGUGGCUGUGAGUGACGAGGCCAGGAGUGAGGUGGCCGAGAGUGAGGUGGCCGUGAGUGAGGUGGCUGUGAGUGAGGAGGCCGGGAGUGAGGUGGCCGAGAGUGAGGAGGCCAGGAGUGAGGUGGCCGGGAGUGAGGUGGCCGGGAGUGAGAUGACCGGGAGUGAGGUGGCCGGGAGUGAGGUGGCCGAGAGUGAGGUGGCCGGGAGUGAGGUGGCCGGGAGUGAGGUGGCCGGGAGUGAGAUGACCGGGAGUGAGGUGGCCGGGAGUGAGGUGACCGGGAGUGAGGUGGCCGAGAGUGAGGAGGCCAGGAGUGAGGUGGCCGAGAGUGAGGUGGCUGUGAGUGAGGUGGCCGAGAUUGAGGUGGCCAAGAGUGAGGAGGCCAAGAGUGAGGCGGCCGGGAGUGAGGCGGCCGGAAGUGAGGAUGCCGGUAGUGAGGUGGCCGUGAGUGAGGUGGCCGAGAGUGAGGUGGCCGGGAGUGAGAUGACCGGGAGUGAGGUGGCCGGGAGUGAGGUGACCGGGAGUGAGGUGGCCGAUAGUGAGGAGGCCAGGAGUGAGGUGGCCAAGAGUGAGGUGGCCGGGAGUGAGGUGGCCGGGAGUGAGGUGGCCGGGAGUGAGGUGGCCGAGUGUGAGGAGGCCGGGAGUGAGGUGGCCGAGAUUGAGGUCGCCGGUAGUGAGGUGGCUGUGAGUGAGGUGGCCGAGAUUGAGGUGGCCAAGAGUGAGGUGGCCGGGAGUGAGGUGGCCGGGAGUGAGGUGGCUGUGAGUGAGGUGGCCAGGAGUGAGGUGGCCGUGAGUGAGGUGGCCGGUAGUGAGGUGGCCGAGAUUGAGGUGGCCAAGAGUGAGGUGGCUGUGAGUGAGGUGGCCGGUAGUGAGGUGGCCGAGAUUGAGGUGGCCAAGAGUGAGGUGGCCGGGAGUGAGGUGGCCGAGAGUGAGGUGGCCGGGAGUGAGGUGGCCGGGAGUGAGGUGGCCGGGAGUGAGGUGGCCGGGAGUGAGAUGACCAGGAGUGAGGUGGCCGGGAGUGAGGUGGCCAUGAGUGAGGUGGCCGGGAUUGAGGUGGCCGGGAGUGAUUUCAAGAAGCAGAAGUAA
Molecule: messenger RNA, 2649 nt
Organism: Leopardus geoffroyi (Geoffroy's cat)
Lineage: Eukaryota; Metazoa; Chordata; Mammalia; Carnivora; Felidae
Product: EH domain-binding protein 1-like protein 1
Exons: 2
Coding region: 1-2649 (882 amino acids)
Source: RefSeq, a predicted model, not a curated record